AUGGACCAGUGGAUUAAAGAGGAACUUUCUAAAUGCCUAUUAUUCGAUGUACCGGAUCCAAUGGUCAGCUUCAUCCGUGGCAUGGCAAACAUUCAAGAGAUUGACGAGUACUUCCGAUCGUUGCUUGACUUCAACGACCCCCAACACGUGGCAUUCCUCGGUGAUCUGAAGUUCAAGCUAUGUGGUUCGCAAAACGACAAACCGGUGCAACCCUUAAAAGGUGCAACGUCGAAAGCGGGAGGCAAGAACAAACAGCCACCGAAACAGCAAAACCAGCAGCAAGCAAAGGGAUCGAAAUCUACUUAUAACGGUGGGCAAGUAGCCACAACGGCGACGAAGCCGGCGAUGGUUGCAAAGCCCCCGGAAACCAGCGCGAAGAAGAAAACGAAGUACGUCAACCUUUACGGACAAGAUGGUGAACUUGCGGACGUGGCAAUCCUCAAAGGACGCCACCACUGCGAUUGUCAGGCGUCAAAGCAUCGGCUAGUUAAUAAUUGCAUUCACUGUGGUCGAAUUGUGUGCGAACAAGAAGGCAGUGGACCAUGUCUGUUCUGUGGCAGUCUUGUCUGUACCGAGAGCGAACAGCGGCUAAUUGAUGGCGCUUCGCGUAAAGGAGACAACCUACGGCGUACUCUAAUGGAGCAAACCAGACCAGCUGGUUGGGAAGAAGCACUUGCCACACGCAACCGGCUACUCGAGUACGACCGUAACAGCGAAAAACGAACGACCGUGAUUGACGACGAGUCGGACUACUUUAAGACCAACUCGGUGUGGCUGUCGGAUGCAGAACGGCAAGCGGUAGAACGGCUUGAAGCGCAGGUGCGAGAGAAUCGCCACGCCAGUCGGCUAUCACGGAAGAUAACGCUCGAUUUCGCCGGCCGUCAGGUGUUGGACGAGGCACCGAUGACGGAUAGUGAGCUGCAGGAGAUUUUAAAGCGUGCGGAUCAGAUUGGCAUCGGGCAAACGGUGCCACUAAGCGGACCAGUGGACAACGAAAAUACCGAUCCGGAUUGGUCACAGGCGAACGAAAAUGUCCAUCCAGGACUCGUCGGGCCGGCACCGACGUUCGUGAACACAGGCAGACUAACUGACCGACCUGCGGGAGUAAUGCGCCCUCAGGGAUUUGAUGGCAUUUAUAGUCGAGUGCAGGAUAAAGAGUUUCUCGAAAUGUCCGAUCAACGACACUGUUUAUCGAUGCAUCAACCGUGGGCAUCGUUACUGGUGGCCGGUAUCAAACGCCACGAAGGUCGAACAUGGUACUCAUCACACCGUGGUCGAUUAUGGAUUGCGGCCACCGCGAAACCCGUCUGUCCGGAGACGGUGCGGGAACUGGAAGCGUUCUACCGUCAGCACUACAACGACGAGAAAAUAGAAUUUCCCACUCAAUACCCGUCCGGAUGCUUGCUCGGUUGCGUUUCGGUGCAGGAUUGCCUGCCACAGGAGGAGUAUCGGAAGCAACACCCAUCCGGCGAAUCCGACAGCCCUUUCGUGUUCGUGUGCAGCGUACCACAAACGCUACCGGUUCAGUUCCCUAUCAAGGGCGAGCAUAAGAUCUAUAUGCUUGACUCAAAGAUCCACCAGGCAGCAGCGCUCGUACUGCAAAGGCUCACACAACGCAAUAAGGAUCAGCCAGAAUGAGGCGUACAACGAUUUAUCAUAUUCCGGUAAUGCUUGCAAAUUGUAUCAGUAUUAUGUGCUUGCAACAAAAAAGGGUCCCUGGAGGAUCAAUCUGUGUAGCGUAUUUUCCAAUAUAUAACUGAGAAUUAUAAUUUACAGCAUCUCGAAACAAUUCAAUGGGUUGAGGAGAAAAGCGUGUUCAUACCUUCGAUUGGUUCUGCUCUGCACUGUAAUAAUGUCAGUGAUUCAAGCAAGAUAAAAUCUAUUAAUA
This is a messenger RNA of Anopheles nili, 1888 nucleotides long. RefSeq names its product activating signal cointegrator 1. Gene Ontology annotation, biological process: positive regulation of DNA-templated transcription. NCBI's taxonomy places the organism in Eukaryota, Metazoa, Arthropoda, Insecta, Diptera, Culicidae. Gene Ontology annotation, molecular function: transcription coactivator activity; zinc ion binding. The record is from RefSeq and is a predicted model, not a curated record. The transcript is spliced from 4 exons. Gene Ontology annotation, cellular component: nucleus. Bases 1 to 1638 code for a protein of 545 amino acids.